AAGUUAAAUGAGCUAAGAAUCUUCAUUAACAAGUUUCAAGGAUAGAAUGGACACCGUUGAUGCUUAAUUUCCCUCUUUUUCGCUUUUUGGAGUGAAGUUCCAAGCAGAGCAUGGAAUUAUGAAAAAUCAAUAUUCUGACUCUUGUAUUCAGUCGUGUGUCAGCUGACAAGUCUUGUGAUUGCAGCUGGUAAGGAGCUCCCAAUUUGCAAUCAUGUCCAGAAACCUAGCUAAGUUAGCUGAUGAGGAUCGAGAGGGGAAGUAUGGAUAUGUGUAUGCUGUGUCAGGACCUGUGGUCACUGCAGAACACAUGUCUGGGUCUGCUAUGUAUGAAUUGGUCAGAGUGGGUUACUUUGAAUUGGUAGGAGAAAUUAUUCGUUUAGAAGGUGACUUGGCAACCAUUCAGGUCUAUGAAGAUACUUCUGGUGUGACUGUUGGAGACCCAGUGCUGAGAACGGGCAAACCUUUAUCUGUGGAACUAGGUCCUGGCAUCAUGGGAAGUAUUUUUGAUGGUAUCCAGCGACCUCUGAAGGACAUUCAUGAACUUACUCACAGUAUCUACAUCCCAAAAGGAGUAAAUGUUCCGGCAUUGAGUCGCACUGAGCACUGGGAAUUCACUCCUGGAGAUAUAAGAGUAGGCAGCCACAUUACUGGAGGUGACAUUUAUGGUGUGGUUUUCGAAAACACGUUGGUGAAACACAAGAUCAUGUUGCCUCCAAGAUCGAAGGGUACUGUACAGUAUGUUGCUCCUGCAGGCAACUACACAGUGGAGGAUGUUGUUCUUGAGACAGAGUUUGAUGGUGAGAGAACAAAAUACACAAUGUUGCAAGUGUGGCCUGUACGACAGCCACGACCUGUUACUGAAAAACUACCUGCGAAUUACCCACUUUUGUGUGGUCAACGUGUGUUGGAUUCUCUUUUUCCUUGUGUGCAAGGUGGUACCACUGCCAUUCCUGGAGCUUUUGGUUGCGGCAAGACUGUCAUUUCUCAGUCAUUGUCAAAGUAUUCCAAUUCAGACAUUAUUGUGUAUGUAGGAUGUGGAGAACGUGGUAAUGAAAUGUCUGAGGUGUUGAGAGAUUUCCCUGAGCUGACUAUUGAAGUAGAUGGUAAAACUGAGUCCAUCAUGAAGAGAACAGCUCUUGUGGCAAAUACAUCCAACAUGCCUGUAGCUGCUCGAGAAGCAUCUAUUUACACAGGUAUCACAUUAUCUGAAUAUUUCCGUGACAUGGGUUACAAUGUAUCAAUGAUGGCUGACUCCACCUCUCGAUGGGCUGAGGCUUUGAGAGAAAUUUCUGGUCGUUUGGCUGAAAUGCCUGCAGACAGUGGUUAUCCAGCUUACCUGGGUGCACGUUUGGCGUCUUUCUAUGAGCGUGCUGGACGAACAAAAUGCUUAGGCAACCCAGAGCGAGAGGGGUCUGUCAGCAUUGUGGGAGCAGUAUCCCCUCCUGGUGGUGACUUUUCUGAUCCUGUCACAUCUGCCACUCUGGGUAUCGUGCAGGUGUUCUGGGGAUUGGACAAGAAACUCGCUCAGCGGAAACACUUCCCGUCAAUCAACUGGCUUAUUUCGUACAGUAAAUAUCUGCGUGCCCUGGAUGAUUUUUAUGAAAAGAACUAUCCUGAAUUUGUACCAUUGCGAACAAAGGUUAAAGAAAUUCUUCAAGAGGAAGAAGAUUUGUCAGAAAUUGUGCAGCUAGUUGGCAAAGCGUCUCUGGCAGAGACUGAUAAGAUUACUUUGGAAGUUGCAAAACUCUUAAAGGAUGACUUCUUGCAGCAAAACAGCUAUUCCCCAUAUGACCGAUUCUGCCCGUUCUACAAGACAGUAGGCAUGCUAAAGAAUAUGAUCUCAUUUUAUGAUAUGGCAAGGCAUGCUGUUGAAUCUACUGCCCAAACUGAGAACAAAAUAACAUGGAAUAUUAUUCGUGAAAACAUGAGCAAUAUAAUUUACCAGUUGUCAUCCAUGAAAUUCAAGGAUCCUGUAAAAGAUGGUGAGCAGAAAAUAAAGGCAGACUUUGAACAACUUCAUGAAGAUAUGCAGCAAGCAUUCCGAAAUCUGGAAGACUAAUUUGUUAAAAGCCAGUGAUUCGGAUGUGUUUUUUUUUUAAUUUCUGUAUAUUGUGUAUCCUUCCCUGGUACAAUACUCUGUUUUGCAGAAACCAGUUUCUUUCCAUGUACCCUGUCAACAUCGACUGCCUUCUUCUGUCUUCAACGUACCUUAUUUCUUGAUCUUCCACUGUGUGCCAGGGGAAGUGAUUGUGUGAAUUUAACUCAGCCCUUCCAGGAAGAAGACAGAAGAUUGGCACAACAGUGGUAUUUCGAAGUUCUUUUUUUGUGAAUUGUGUGCUUAUGUACAUAGCUAUGUAUUAACAAGAAUCAAAUGUUACAAAUUUGUAUGGUAGAGUUGGUUGGCCUAAGUGUCAUUUAAUUUACUUCAAUCAGACAAAAUCAAUGAAUGAAAAUACCAUCAUUUUUGCGCUGAGUUUGCAGAAUGUCCAGGGGAGGUUAACCUGUAGUCACUGUCAGACUGUAGUCUUUUCUGGUAAUAUGGCCGUAGUUUGGGUUUGUUGGAUAAUGUGUAUAUAUAUAAGUACAUACUAUAUAUGUAUAAAAAUAGAGAAUUUUGUUAAUUGGUGAAAAGUUUUAAUAACUUUGUCAUACCACUUGUCUCGUAGGAUUAUUUUUGGAAAAAUGUCAUUUGCACAGCUACUUAAAUUAAAGUAGUGCCAUGGAAAACCAUAUACUUAAUUCUUUGCCAUUUGUGGAAGAUUGCUGUUAAUAGUACUUCAGUUAGUGAUUAUUUUAGUUUGGAAUGACAGUUUUCUUCUAGUUCACUAGUUGUACAUGCAAGGAGUAAUUAUUUAUGAAACUCAAGUGGGAAGGGAUUGUGGAUAAUUCUUAUUCUGCUAUGGGUGGUGGGAUUUUACUCCUGUAUUUGGUAACUAACUUGAAAAAGACUUAAUUUUGGAAAGAGAUGGCAGGUUUUGUUUCUUAUUUGCAUUCCAAGAAUUCAGUGGACAAAAAAGUGUUCACCUUUCCUGCAUUUUGAUACAGUCAUAGGAGGAAGCAACUCUGUCAGCCAAACAAGGUUCCUUAACCAAGUAUUAUUUUUUCUUAGUUUUUGUGGUCUCAUUUGUACAGUUUGCAACUCUGCAUAAUGGCACAUACUUACAUGAUCAACUUAUGUUGCAGUCUGUUAAUGUGGAAACUUGUGCACAUGUAAAUUAAAGUUUCUUCAUGUUUUGACUGUGUUGUGUGUUUGACUAUGUACAGACACUUGAAAAAAGUAUUUUUAUUAUUUUACUCUCCCUUCUAUUAACUGUGCAUUUGUAUGCCAUUCCAUAUCUUGUAUAUUGGCCUUAUCAGUAGAUUAAGAAAAUGAAUUUUGUUUGUAGUGUUUGAAUCAAUUGAUAUGAAAUUGUUGACUUCUGAAAAAAUAACUGCUGUUGAACUGGAUGCUGUAGCAUUUAUAAUAGUAUUGAAUUUGUCUGUGUACAAGAAAAAAAAUUGGCUGUUUUAUUGUAUUUUUAGAGAUCUUUUAAAAUAAUUUGUGGUGGGAAUAGUGUUUAAAUAUAUUAACAUUAGAGAACUCAAAUAUUUGUAGUUGAGUGGCAGUGCACUAUCACCACAGUAUUAAAAUAUAUUAUGUAGCCAAUGUACAAAAGAUUAUAUAAUUUGUGUAAAAUAAUGAAGUAUAUAUAUUUGAAAAUGAUGUGAAGCUUUUAAGUCAACUGUUAGAUAUUCCUGUUUUGUCAUUUAUAGGAUUCAAUUUUUGUUUUGUCUGUAUCAUUGUGAAGUAUCAUGAUUCACAUCCCUCACCGAGGAAUUUCUAUGUGUAUAUUCUUCAUGAUUGUGUAUAUUUGUAAUUAUCCAUCAAUUUAUUAAUCAGUCUGGAAAUAGUUUCACAUACUGGACAAUAACAGUUGUGGGAUAUAAGAAUAAAUAUCCUUCAGUCAUGUGUAAGUAAAUACAAACUCGCUAAAUGAAACAUUCCCAGUUCAUCGUAAUUGUUCAUCAUUGUUGUCUUUGUUUUGUUGUGGAACGUGAAAAUAAACCUGCAAGGUAUGAAAAAAAGCUGAUACAUUUUUCAUAGAGAUAUAUAUUUUUCCCCUCCCCCUUUGAUUUUUACAUUAAAUUUGAGGACAGUAUUUGUAUCCAACAUGUUUAGAUACAAAUUUUUAAUUACAUCAAAUAAAUUAUAUUUUUAAAAAAACACAAACAUUUUAACCACAAAGAUAAAAAAAAAAAACAACAACAAAAAAAAAAAAAACAAGAUGUGCAAAAUCCUGGCAAGUCUGGGAAUUUCUGCUUCUACCAUAAAAUCAAAGAAAGCUUUUAAUGGACUGCCUGCAAAAUUUUGCACUUGGUUGCAUUUUAUAAAACAAGCUGGACCAAGCAGUAAUUGUGAAAAAAUUAAUCUCAUUUACAAAUUUUGUACACUGUAACAAGUAGAGAUGAAUUAGCUGAUGACUUGCAUUGUGUUUGUUUUUGCAUAUGCACAUCUUGGAAUUCAAUGCAACCUUCCAAUUUAAAACUUUUAAAUCAAUAAAUUACCUUUGAAGCUAUGGAGAAUUGAAAUUCCAUAUUUUGAACAUUUUAACAUUACUAUUAGUACACUUCUUCCAAAUAAUUCUCACAUAAGCUUCAAAAGACUUAGCACGUUCUGUCAAUACAAAAGUAAUGCUUUUAAUCUGCAUUUGAUCAUAGUAAAUUCACAAGAACUGUAUGUAAUCCUUAAUCUACUAGUAAUUUACAUUUUUUUGUACACAUUAUUAUCAUACUUUAGUCCUGCCUGCGAAGUCUUGAUUGAUCUUUGGAUUUCAAAUAAAGUUUAUCAUUCUAUUUUUUGUAUCAAGAGCAAAAUUAUUUUAAGGAGCAGGUUCAGAUUGUCUAAAAACAUUAUAAAAACAAGAUUGCUACCAAUACAGUAGAUAUAUAAAAAGUAUAAAAAUUUACAAUUCAUUUUCAAUGUUUAUACCUUGGUAAACAAUCCCUUUAAAUUGGAAUUGUGAAAAAUCUAGCAACAUGGAUUAUGAUGUUUGUUUCAAUUCUGGGCACUUAAGUUCUUAAAGCUAAGAAUAACAAAAAAUAAGCUUCAGUUUCAUGAAUUGCAAAAAAGUAUGCAAGUGUUUUAUCUAUGUAUUAUAUGACACAAAUCAUCUACAAGUAUUCAGUCAAAAUAUGUCAGAAUGUUACAAAUUAUUAUGCCAGCAUUGGAAAUAUUGUCAAUUUGAUGACCAAGUAGAAAAUGGUAUUGUGGGAAAAAAGAAUGCAUAUUGAGAUUUGAGAAUAAUAAAAGUAAUAUAUUAGAACAUGCAUCACAAGGGUGUCUUCAAAAUAAAAUAUUUUUUUCACUGAAUUAAUUUUGCUUCCGUAGCUAAACAAUGUUGAAUAAUAGAAAGUCCAGCAAUUGCCAGUGGAGACAUUUGGAGCACAAGUUUAGAACUUAAAAACAAACAUAAAUAAAUUGUUGAGAAAUAUGAGUUGUUGCCAAAACAGGAGCAGUUCUUGCACUUUUCAUCUUUCAGUAUAUGAUAUCAAUGAUGAAAAAUAACAAAUAUUUCUUAAAAGAAACUCACCAUAAAAUGCUUAGGGUAAAUAUUAUUGAAGCUGAACAUUUCUUCUCCACUGAGGCUGAUGACACCGUGUCAUGAAAGUUCAAAGUUGUCAUGCAGGCAAAAGGAGUUUUUGGAGCACAUGAACUACCCGUAUGUACAUUAGAAGCUUGGAAUUAUUAUUGCAGAACUAGUAAUUAUGGGACAUGUAGUUUAGCACUAUUAACCAAUGCUUCAGGUUGGUCUUAAAACCAAAUUUUUCUACAAAUUAAUUGUGAACAUCACAUAGGUGUUGAUUUCAAAAGCUGUUUAUUUGCAGCAGUACCUGCUAUUCAUUCCAGAAAUAUUUUUUCCUUUCUGGUUUACAUAACUUAAAAUAAUUCAGAAGCAUAACUACUACACAAACAAGAAGGGUAAUGUUUUUGCCUGUGGAUCUUGUUUGUUCAUUCUCUUCAAGAGAGUUAGAAUAAUAUCAAGAUUUUUUCCUAUUUACCCCAAAAUUCAAACUUUUGAUUAGGUAAUCAGAAUUAUUCUGCAUUGCCUGCGGAGUUUCUUAUGCCAAGAGUUAGAAAUUAUGUGUCAAAUUUUAAAAAUGAGUAUUAUUAAGAAGAAUUACCUAUGCAUUUGGAUUGUCAAAUUUUCAGCACAAGGUCCACAAUUUGUUCUUACUCCAAUGAAUGCAAUAAGUUUGCAACUCUAAAAUAAACAACUACCAGCAUAGAUAAUUGAUUUUUCAUUGGCAGAAAAAUAACAGAGUUAAAGCAUAUGUUUACAAAAAGCUCACAAAAGUAUUUGCACCUGUAUACUAAUAAAACUAUGUUAUAGAUAUAUCCUUUUAAGAAGUGGUUUUUUUUUAUUGUUGAUUAAAUGAUUAUCUACUGACAAAAGAAAUCAAAAAUCAAUUUGCAAAGUCAAACUUUUGUUGUUGUUGACAAAACCAUUGAGGCAGCGGACAGUACAUUGAAAAGAUGACAAUUCUGUAACUGAACAUGACUUAGUACUUAUACUAUUCUUUCAAAAACCAUUGUUAUGUUCGUAAAUCAUUAAUAACUGAAUUUUUAAACUGAUUAUACAUCUUACAUAAAGCCAGACAUCACAGAUGAGGAAAAAAUUCUACUCCUGGAAUGAAAAACAAAUAGUAUAAUCAGCAACGUAUGAUGUUCUUAUGACAUCUGGAUCACAAAAUUGGUAUAGAGUUGACUGAAUUACCUAAUAUAUAAUCCAUUUCAAACCUGACCUAAGUUUUAAGACCUUGAUUUUGUUUUAAAAAGAUAAAAUUUAGCACUUAUAGAACUGAAUUUACAAAGACUUAAGAACAUAAUUUUGUAAAAAAUGUUUAUUUCCUUAAUCUUAUUCAUAACAUUUUUAAAAGUUUAUACAUUUAAAAAUAUUUGUUUGAUGUGUGGCAAGAAAGUUAAUAGAAAAUUAAAUCUAAUGUGUUCCAGCAGUUGUUUGAUGUUUACAAUGGUACACAAUAUCAUGCUCAAUGACUGCAACAUUUCUUUAAAAAAAAUCACAAACACAAAAUUUAAAUAUUGCUUAUUUCUGUGCUAACCUGUUUGCAAGUAUUAACCUUGAAUUCUACCUACAUGCAGCUAUUGAAAAUUAAUAAGUGUUUUGAAGUUUACCAAACUUUUCCCACAAAACCUUUUUCUUAAAUUCAUAAAUCUUUCUCUUGACACUGAAGGAACUAUAAUUAAUUAAAAAAUAUGAUCCCCUGUAUGCACCAUGUCAAAAAGCUUUUAGUAGAGAAGAAAUGAAACAAGCAGAAACAUAACUCCAGCGGUGAGAAAUUAAUUAACUUGUCAUGCCAGAAGAAAAGCCUAUGGAAUAGAGAAGAGAAGAGGAAAGAAUCACAAUUCUCAUUUCAUGUUUUGCUUUAACCCUCAUAACGGAAUCUGGAGGCAAACCUUGCACAUUUUCCAUUUGAUAAAGAACUAAUAUAAUGAACUCCUUUACUGUUUCUAAACUGCCAUACACAAAACAUUAAGCUAAGUUACUUAAGAAAUAAAUUUUGUUUGAUUUCAAGGGUGCAUAUAUGAUGUAUCACUAGUACAUAAAGAGCUGAUGAACACAGUAUCAUAAAAGAGUUUAAUCCUGAUAAAUUUAUCCUUCUCAAAGCACUCUUUCCAUUCAAUCACAGAAAAUUUGGCAAAUUAAUUUAUAAACACCUGAAAGUAAUAAAUAUUUACUAAACCCACCUUCCCAAACACAACUCAAAUAUCCACACUUUUCAAAUGUUAUGAAUUUACAUAUUAAAGAACUAUUUUUAUUAAUGACCAGACAAGGGCAAAUGUAGACAAGAGGAAAGUUCACGUUAUUUUAGUCACAAGCUCUUACAAGAUCACCAAAACUCAUUUUGUGCAAUGGCAAAAACAAUACCACUCAUAUCUGGACAUGUUGAUUUCAGAACUAGGAACAAAAAUGCAAAUAUUUUUGAAGUUUGUAAAUAAAUCAUGUAACAAAGUGCAGCACACCAAGGAAGGAUGCUUUUUCUGAAUUCAGCAUAAAGCUACAAGCGGUGGGAGAGAGAAAGACUUAACCCUCUGCUUUCCUAAGGUGGGGGCUUGUCAUUGAACAAUGUGUCUUCUGCUUCAAUGUUCAGUCACACUACAUCCAGAUAUUCUUCAUUCUUUUAAAAAGUUCCUGAGUUGCACAAAACUCAGGAGAGAGUGCAGAACUGCUGAGUGAAGAAUUGGUAUAUAUUUUAUCAUGUUUAUUGUUGUGUAAUUUUAGCUGACAAUUUAUUAAGCUGUCAACUGGUUACUGGUAUGUUUGUUAUUUAUUUAUAUAUUAAAUAGCCACUUUCUCCACUGUGUUAUGGUAGGUCAGUGGCUUCAUUGGUGGUGCACUAUGUGGGUAUGUGGGAUACUUCAAUUUAUUGGGAUUAAGUAAAGAUUUGACAGAAAUGAAGGGCUCAAAGAAUUAGGAGAGCACAGGGUUAAAACCAUAGUAUAGUUCAAUUUUUUGGAAAGAGUAAAUGUGAUGUUAGCAAUGACGAAGUAGAAGUAGUAAAGAAGAAAAGCAGCCCAUGAAAAUUGCUACAAUUCUAUUCUUAACUUCCGGCAAGCUAUUAAUAGAAUGAAUGAAAUGUGAUAUGCCACUCAAAUAACUGACAUGAAAGUGUGGGAGUCACAAACGGUCAAACUUAGACUAAUAUUUGGAACUUGACAUUCCCUCUUCAUUUUGUUUUUGCAAUCCCUUUGCACCACCCAUAACUAACAUGCUAAAACCAAAAAUUGAUUGGUCAUAUGGGUCUACUAAGAAACAAGUACUAUAUACUAUUUUUGGUGUUAUCACACUAACAUGCCCCUAAGACAUGAGAAUGAAUUACAAGUAUAAAUUAAUAUGUUUAACCUUUAAUGUGUUCAUUGUCAAAGGAUAUAACAUCCUUACAUGAUAUCAAAAUCUGCUAUUACCUAAAUCUCUCGCACACAUAAACCCAGUUUUAGAACCUCAGAUUUUUAGGUAUAAUUUGAUAUUUCUCCACAUUUGUAGCCUAUGUGAAGCUACUGGCUCAAACUUGCUUAGAGAAAACGUUUAACAAUUGGAAUGCCUAUCCCACAUCUCAAAAGCAACUAUUCACCAGAUAAGGGUAAUACACCUUGUAUUCGUUUAUAUUCGAUUUACCUAAUUGAUUUACAAUUUUGUUUCAAUAACUGUACAAAAUUAACUUCAAAACAUCUUUUUAUAAUUAUUACAUUCUCCAGCGCCCAAACAAAUAUCUAUGUACAUAUAACAAACAUGCAAAUUACAAAGCAAUAAAACACUCGUGUUUGUGUAUGAAAGAAAGAACACCUAUCAAUAACAUAUAAAUAUACCACAAAGGCUCAUUUGUAUAAUUUGAAACUUUUGAAAAUGAUCUAUACAUAGUCUUUCAAGACAUCCAAUCAGGCAAUAUUAGCCUCAUAAACAUCAUUACAGGCACUAAUUCGGCUGAUUUUCAUGACUCUCCAUUUCCUAUACAAAAAAGAAUUCAUCCUUACUCUAGAUGAUAAUAUUCAUAAUAAAAGAUACCCCCUGUAACUUGCAGCACUUUAGCAAAGCUGACACUCAACAUGACUAUCAGCUCUCAUUUUUUUAAAAUAGUAUCAACUAAUAUGUGUGAAUACAUCUAAAAAUUAACAACUUAACAUAACUGUAUGCUAAUAAUCCAAGCUCAGCUUUCUUUUACAUGACAGAACAUAACCUCUUACUUCUCUUUAUAUACAUAUACAUUCUUUCUUCAGUUCAGAUAUUUCUUUCCAAAACAUCCAAUACAUGCAAUCGGAUUGCAUACACAUCCGAAAUAGUCGACACUCAAAAUCCGUAUUUCAUUCUAUUUCAACAACAGUAACAAUUUCAUAUAUCACUUAAAUGAAGGUAUAAAGCACUGACAUACAAUAGUAACUGCCAACAAGCUUUGGCAUGAUUACAACUUGCUUCUUCACAUUUGGACUUGUCUUUCAAGUAAAAGUUGAUCCUAUUUUGAUGGGAAUAUUUGAUCUAAGGAUCAAAUAAAAAGGUACAGUUCACAUAUCCACAAGUAACAAAUAAAUAUGAGUAAAAUAAUGCACAAUGCUCUUAUCUGCUGUAAAGAGAUUUUGUACAAAAAGUUUUAUUACUAAAAUUUACUUUCCUUGCAACUUUUUAAAAUGCAAGCAUACUCUGCCUGCAUUGUCUAUCCACAUAAAUUAUAUAGUGAUUUCUUUCAAAUAUUUUUCAUUAAAAUAAAUACCAAAAUGUUUGCAAACAGAUCAAUUUAUGAAAACUUACAGCAGAUUAGGCUCAAACAAUUUUUUUUACCUAAUUGACGUAAAGAAAGGAAAAUAGUGUAUAUAUCACAAAUGUAUAUAAAUGAACCAAUUAUUUAUCUACAUUUCGGGAAUUAAAAUAUGAGAAUUUCAAUGGCACAAGUUUCAGAGAUAAGUUCUACAAUUUUUAACAUGUGAGAAAAAACUGAUCAUAUGAACAGUGCAAAAGUAAUCUCACAUGCAUUACAUUGAAUGUUCUGACAUCUCUUACAAACAAUUUUUGAGUAACGGCACAAAUUAGCAAGAAGAUUCACAAGCAUUACUACUGUGACUUUUUAAAUUGCCUGUCAUUUAUAAGUUGAUUAAUGUAACAUUUAUGAAUUAAACAGCACAACUAUAAAGAAGGUUAAAUUUAAACAUUAAAAAAAAAAAAACA
Molecule: messenger RNA, 10715 nt
Organism: Gryllus bimaculatus (two-spotted cricket)
Lineage: Eukaryota; Metazoa; Arthropoda; Insecta; Orthoptera; Gryllidae
Source: the annotation of a GenBank genome assembly